AUGGCAGGCCAGCCCUCGAUGUCGGAAAGUGACGACGCCGCGGCACCUCGCGACGAUGGCCCGCGGCCUCGAAGUGCGCCCGAUGUUGCCCGGAGCGAGGCGGGUACCGGUAGUUCGGUGGCCUCGUUGGACAGCUUUUCUAUUGGCUUGAGUGUUGAUCCUGACGAUAGCGAUGCCGAUUCGGCCAUGUUUGAUAUGGAUAGGGCACCAUCGACCGCAUCUGUGUCAUCAAGUGUUUAUGAUUUCGUCGAAGAGCACGGGAGAACAUACCACAAGUACAAAGAAGGGAGGUAUUGGAUGCUCAAUGAUGAGCAAGAGCAACAACGAUUAGAUCUUCAGCAUAUGAUGUGUCGCAAGGUGUUCAGAGGCCAUUUGGCCUUGGCCCCAAUAGAUCGACCACGGAGAGUACUGGACUUCGGGACCGGAACAGGCAAUUGGGCGAUAGACUUUGCUACCAAGCACCCCGAGUCCGACGUCCUCGGGACGGAUCUAAGUCCCAUACAGCCCGAGUUUGUCCCUCCAAACUGCCACUUCGAAGUCGACGACAUCGAAGACGAGUGGGUAUUCUCGCACAAAUUCGACUACAUCCACGCGCGCCACAUGGUGGGCUCCAUGACCGACUUCCCCAAGCUCUUCCGGGCCAUCUACGACAACUUGACGCCGGGCGGCUGGGUCGAGAUGCAGGACUACUACGUCAAGCUGCAGUCGAUCGACGGCAGCCUCGACGGCACGGCGCUGCAGCGCUGGAACGACAUGCUCAACCACGCGCUGUCGUUCACCGGGCGCAGCGGCCUGGCCGCCCCCAAGUACAAGCGCUGGAUGCGGGAGGUCGGCCUUGUGGAUAUCGGGGAGGAAGUGUUUGCCGUUCCCGGGAAUACCUGGGCUAAGGGCCGUGACGAGAAAGAGCUCGGCGCUAUGCAGAUGGAGAAUAUCCUUGAGGGCAUACAUGGCAUCAGCAUGACGCUGUUCACCAAGUUCCUGGGCAUGCGGUCUGAGGAGGUCGAGGUAUUGCUCGUAGAUGUGAGGAAAGAUUUGCGGAAUCGCGAUAUCCACUUUUAUUACCCCAUAAUGUCUGUAUAUGCUAGGAAGCCUGAAUGA
Messenger RNA from Anthostomella pinea, 1098 nucleotides. NCBI's taxonomy places the organism in Eukaryota, Fungi, Ascomycota, Sordariomycetes, Xylariales, Xylariaceae. The record is from the annotation of a GenBank genome assembly.